Messenger RNA from Racocetra persica, 290 nucleotides. The record is from the annotation of a GenBank genome assembly. NCBI's taxonomy places the organism in Eukaryota, Fungi, Glomeromycota, Glomeromycetes, Diversisporales, Gigasporaceae.
AUGUAUCUCUUAUUAGGUCCACCAGGAGUGGGUAAAUCUUUUAUUAGUGAAAUGUUGGCCGAGGCUAUGGGAUUAGAUAUUGAGGUAAUUUCAAUGAACGGAAAAAAAGAGAGUAGCAUCUUUUUUGGAGUUCCCCAAGAAUGGGCUGGGGCAGGAGUAGGAGAAAUCUUAAAAACUAUGAUUAAAUAUAAAACCCGAGCCCCGAUUAUUCUUUUAGACGAGUUUGAGAAAUGUGAUAAAUCCGUCCAGCAAGUAUUAGGGAAUUUAACGGAUGAAACCUUAAAUAAAAA